Messenger RNA from Adineta ricciae, 588 nucleotides. NCBI's taxonomy places the organism in Eukaryota, Metazoa, Rotifera, Eurotatoria, Adinetida, Adinetidae. The record is from the annotation of a GenBank genome assembly.
AUGUCCAAAUUAUACAUUGUUAUUCUCGGAUUCUUUACGACAUCCUACAUCCUCAAUGCAAUUCUUGUAGGAGCUUUACCUACGAGAGACAAAGUGCAAAGUUUAGCUACACUAUGCGGGAUUUUGAAUUACGGAGAAUUCACUCACGAUGUGUCAACUCAUCGACUGAAUGAUCCAAAUAACCCGAUCAAAACCUACCAAACAGGGCACAACGGUCGAGUCGAAUAUGUUCGUGCAGAGAUCACAUCAGCAUCAAUUGGAAAAGGUUCAGCACCAAGUGAUCGUGCUCGGAAAUAUGCUCGAUCGAUGGGUAAAUCAAACGAUGAUGCUGGACAUAUCAUUGCAAAUAUACUAGGUGGUACAGGAAGGGAAUUGUACAAUAUUUUUCCUCAAAGUAUUAAUAUCAAUCGUGGUGUAUGGAGUCGGAUUGAAAAUGACAUUCGUCAAACUGUUGUUAGAUCAGGACAAACUGUAGAAGUUGUUGUUCAAUUGUAUUAUGCGACACCAACUGACACGAGACCUACUCAUUUUAUGUAUCGAGCUAACAAUGGUAAUUCAUGUCAUACGGCUGAUGUUAAUAAUCCAUAG